AUGGAUAGGGAAAACAACCCAUCGAAGACAACAUCGGAGCCCGUCAUGGGGCAGACAGGCGGCAGGCCGCUGUGCCUGCCGUCGCAGUCUUCCGAGAGGAUCAUGGUGGCAGGGUCACAGAAGUGGUCGAACCAGCCGUCAUUGACGAAGAUCUACUACAAGACAAAACUAUGUGAAAAAAUCGAGACCAAUGGGCGAUGCAUGUAUGGGGACAGGUGCACCUUCGCCCACGGCGUUGCUGAGCUACGCGGCCCGUCAUUUGCACAAGGCCCGACGAUUCACAAUCCUGGGGAGAUGAAGAUGGUGGAGGCGCAGAAGUGUGAGAUCCAGUCGGCUCCGGCUACCUCAGGGAGGGCCUCCCCGCCAGUGCCUACGCAGGACGGUGUUGACAAGAUGAGCAACCUGGAGCGUCUGAGCCAGAAGAAGUUAGAGGGCAUACGCGGCAUCUACGGUGACUGGCCGGAGCAGUACUGA
This is a messenger RNA of Brachypodium distachyon (stiff brome), 474 nucleotides long. RefSeq names its product mRNA decay factor CTH1. Lineage: Eukaryota; Viridiplantae; Streptophyta; Magnoliopsida; Poales; Poaceae. Gene Ontology annotation, molecular function: mRNA binding; metal ion binding. The coding region runs from base 1 to 474 and encodes 157 amino acids. The transcript has 2 exons. The record is from RefSeq and is a predicted model, not a curated record.